GUGAGGACUUAAAAAUACAGAGGGCUUCUGGGGAAGCUGCCAGACGACCGAUAAGGGACUUAGGGCGCGGAGGGCAGGAGAGACUGUGAUUUAGUUUGGUUUGCAGGAAUAGGUGAUUGCUUUCCUCUUUUUAAAGACCAGAUGCAGAGCAUUCAGCCUCGGGCCUCUGGUUGCCCAGGGAUUGUGGGGUCUGGGUGUGUGUAGGGGGAUAUUGGCCCUCUCAAUCCUGAGCUGAGAAGAGAGAAGCAGCCACUUGUGGCGCUGGAGGGGGGCCCCUGGAGGCACAGGUAGAUGCCCUCGAAGCAGGCCCGGAAUGGGUGCCUGAAGGGACUCCUAGGCUGCGUAGCCAGAGAAGUUCUCGGCCAGCACCCACGGCACUAAGAGCCUAUUCUCAAAGGAAAAAUUCCCCAAACUCACCCAGACUAAAGGUCUUUUUCUCCUGUAGUCUUGGCGGGGUAUAAAUCAUCCCUUAGACAGUUUGCUCUGACCCAAAUUAUGCGGUUUGCUGCCACCUACCGUCCGUUUGGAGACAUGCGGCUUCGGCGCCGAAUGCCCCGCGACACUGCCUGAACCAUGCCCGACGACUGGAGCCCCCGCCGCUCUGGUUCGGCGGGAUUCUGGGGACGUCGGCCCAGAUUGACGCUUUCCGCUGGAUCUUGGUUCCCGCCUGCCCGCGUGUGCAUUGGAGAACAAGCGUCCCCUCCCCCUUGUCAGCCUCAGCCCAGCUCCAAACCUGGCGGCUGGCUGAGGGAAGCGGCUUUUUCUAGGGCAUAUUUAAAAAGGACUAAUACUUCAUCCCGCGGGCAGGGGGCCCUGAAUCAAAGGAUUGGGGGAUCAGAGUCGAGAGCCCUCUCCCCGCUAUCCCCCUCCAAGAUCAAGAGGGGAUCACCAGGGCCGCUAGGGAGAUCCGAGGCCAAGGCUGUUCAAGGUUUAUUUGGUUUUCUUUUCGGCUAAGGGGGGGGGGGGUCCCGGGUCCCGCAGGGGAGGCGCUGGCCCGGGCAGUUCCACUCCGUUGUCAAAAGACAAACCGAGUCUGUGUUCUCCGGGUUGGGUGGUGGGUCUCGCCAGUUUCUUGGCCAUUUGAGUCUGUGGUGAAGGAAUUGAGCCGAGUUUUCUGGAAACUGUUGGUGUCUUGCAAGUGAGUGUGGGUCCCCUUCCCCAUUCCCGAUCAUUUCAAGCGAAAUCGACACAAAUAUGCUUUGGGAAAAAACGGGGAGUGGGAGUGGGGAUCAAUCAGUAAGGAACCCAACCAUUGUAAUUUCCGUUCCUGCCGGACCCCUCACACCCGCUUAAGGCGACUGCUUUCCCAGAAGCGGGUGGCGAGGGCGGGGGUACGCGCCGCUGCCGCCGAGUUUGAAUAUUGGCCCCUGUUUCACGGGUUACUGAUUAGCUCGGGCUUUCAAGCCGCAGGAGGAAGCUCUGGCCGCCCCUUUCAAGGUGCUGUGGCCCCAGUUCCUGGGCGGGGGCUCCAGGAAAUUGCCUGCGGUGCCAGGCAGGCCGAGGUGUUAGUAGGGUCUGGCCCGGAGCUGGAGGAGCUGCCGAGGUCGAGGGGCCCAGCGGUACUGGGGGCAAACGCGGGGGCUGCGGCCCGGAGCCUUUGGCGCCUCGCGAGUCUGGGCCGCAGGAGCAGCCUUUUCAGCUCUUAAGCAGAGAGUGACUUUCUGGCGGCUAGAAGGCCCGGCCCAGUGCCGGAGGCCCCGAGGGAGCGCUCUCCGAAGGUCUUGGGCCCCUCGGAGGUUUUUUCUUGUGGACAAUCCGAAGGACAGAUGGGGAGGGGAAGGCGGCUGGUAUAGAGGAUUGAAACCCUUAAGGGCUCUUAGGGUGCCCAAGGACCUGGGGAGAGGGAGCUGAACUGUCACUGCUCCCCCCUCCAUCAGAGAAGAUGCCGUUCAUUUGCAUAAUGGAAAUGUCUUUGUACUGUGCUUUGGACUGGCCAGUUUUAAGGCAAUGUUCUCUCUAAACAGCUCUCAAAGAGUGGGAGAGGCCACACUGCUCCCUCUGGGAACAUUUGUGUUCCCCAAAACCAGAGAAUCACAGAGUCUAGGGGAAGAACUGGGUUGAGAUGUUUGAAUUCACCCCACCCCAAUCACAGUUGGGAGUGGGGUGGGGGAAGGUGCCCACAGUCCUAAGAGCUGGGGGUGGGGGGAGCUUUGCAGCUGAGAGGAAGUGGGAAGCCUGGACAAUGUCUCAAUUCUCUCCCCUCCACACACCUACUGGCAAAUAUCCUCCCUGAUAUUACCGGUGCAGGAGAAUUUUACUCCAGAGCUGAACACAACUUACACUUUUCUCUGGGAGCUGGAAUGUGUGUACGUCCACAGGACCACAGAGUCACAGCUCAGAAAAUUACAAUUAUAAAUCCUGCCUGUGAGAUUUCUAUGCAAUCCUUCUGUUGUGUACUCGAGACUUAGGACACAUUUAUAUCCACCUCUCCAUACACACACUUCCUCGUUGAGCAGGGGGAGACACCCCAGACCUGCCGAUGGCUGUGCCCACUGUGUAUUUACAUAUUCCCCCUUGGAGACAGACAGACGGCAGUGGACGGAACCACAGACAGAUUCAUAGAGAUCUGGCUCCAGAAGCCAGGCGGCCUCUGGCCCGGCCCUGCCUGCCUGCUCUUUCUCCCAAACAAACGGAUCAGACGAAUAAACGCUCAUAAAUACCUCUGGGCUUAGAUAAGAGCGAUGAGGCGCUAUUUCCUUUCAUGCCGGACUCCAGGCGCCCAGGCUCUGCCUUUGCGGCUCCAUCUCACGACAGGCAACCUGCAGAGGUGAGGUUAAUUUGGGGCUAUGACUCUAAAGAUAAGGCGAUUAUUCUCGUGCUUCUGUCACAGGGGAAGACUUCCUCCCUCACCAAAUCUUAUGUUAUCCAGGCUUCAUGGAAAAGCCCACACCAUCCAGUCCUAGUAUGAGGACAUUGUGGCCAGAGAGGAGGCACAGAGGACUGAGGCCCAAGGCCCCACCUCAGUAGCAAGGAGGAGGGAGGUACACAAGGCACUCUCCCCACCUUGCUCCUCCAGCCCAAAUGUUCCCCAUUCCUCUCCAGGAGUGGGCCUAACCACAGCUGGAUUAGAGCACUUAUGACUCUCCGUCAUUAGGAGGCUUGAGUUUAUUUUCUUAAAUCUUGACAAAACCUCCCAAAGAGUUGGGCUAGGAAGUGGUUGAUGGGACAACUGGGAAUAGCCACUUAGCCAUGAAGUUGCAGCCCAGAAGUUGUCCUGAGUUCAGGGAGCCUUGGAGGCCACUGUGCAAGCAACCAAGUUCCCACCCUUGGUCACCAACUUCAGCCCUCUACCUCUUUUCCUAAUGUCUUGUGCCAUCUUCAGUGGGCAGAAUUGUCCCAUAAAAAGGAGCCCAAAGAACAAGUCAGAGAAGGGUCAGCCCAGCCCCUUCAUCAUCAGGUUUUGUCUCCCACCCUGGCCCAUUCCUGGCCCCAGGUCCGAAGGUUGUCACCCUUUAUGCCUGGCCUCCACGUGCACAUUAGAAUGUUGAAAAUACACCAUGGCUGAGUCUUCCAGCCUGCCUCCAAUGCUCAUUUUCCUUAGAUGAGAGAGAGAGAGAGUCAGAGAUGUACACACUCUCUCACACCAAAGCUUGUAGGCAGCAAGCUGGUGACACAAACAUGAGAUGUGGUAGGGAUUGUAGAGAUGCUGAGAGACAAACAGAAGGGUAGUGAGCAUCUGGAGAGGGGAUAUGGAAUGAUAGUUGUAAGCUGCCUACUGCAACCCCAGGAGGACCCAACCCCCCUCCCUCCUUAUAAAAACUAAACAAAAACCAAGUCUUGAGAAAGAAUUAAUUUUAAAAAGAACUGUCAGCUUCUGGAGAGACCUGGAAAAGGAGCAAGGGCUCCUCUCUUCCCGUUGGUCUCUGAUUGUCUCCAAUAUCAGGAGGGUUUGAGGACCCAGAACUGGAGGAGGGAACAAUUUCUUCCCUGAACCCAGACUUACUGAAACACCUUUGAUUCCUAAGAAUCUAUAGCCCAGUAUAUUCUAAUGUCUUUUGGGGUAGGAGGUGGGGUGGAGGGAGGGUUGCAGGCAGGAUAGGGAUCAGACAACCUAGGUUGGAGGAUGCCUUUCACCCCUCCUCUCCCUAUCCCCCUCUUCCCGGUGCCCCUUCCUGUGCCAAGAGCAAGCAGUACAUACUAGAACCAGGCAAGAUGUCUUGGGCAGCGGCAGCGGUAGCCUUCCCAGAAGCUCCUAGCCUAGCUGCACAACCAGAGGGAGAAGCUUAGCCUCAGACCCUGCUCCCAUUUCCCAGCCUUCUGGGUCCUCUGGGCAGCAGGCUCUGGCCUGUCUCUCAGACCAUAAGAGCUGCAGAGAAGCAGGAAUAAUAAAUCCAGGCUUGGAGGAGAUGGAGUAGAUCUGAGAAACAGGAAAAACGUUUUUCAAAACCUGAGGAGGAGAGGGUUUCUUCUUUGCUUCUCGCUUUCUGAAAACAAUGCUGAUCAGUGGAGAACUCUUCUCCCCUUCUACCAGUACAAAACCCGAGAAACCAGCCUUCUCCUUUAGUUCUCUUCUAAGGAGAUUGAGGUUCAAGAUUCGGAGACAUUUACCCACCUUCCCUGGAGGGAAUAACCCCUGCCUUGCCUAACCCCAAGCAAGGCAGGGGUUAACUUUUCUGAAAACGCAAUUAACUUUUUCCUAUUCUGCGUGGGGAGGGGAGGGAUAUAUUUAUUUGAUCACUGGGGGAUGGGGUGGUAUCAGUCCAAGUGCUCCCUCCUCCCUCAAAGGCACAGACUCCUCUUUCGCAGAUCCUACGUAGGUGGAACAGGACGCGUUGUGCUGUUGGGGAGAGAGAGAGAAAGCAGAAGGAGAAGAAGGAGGGGAAAAAAAGGUUGAUAGGUUUGUGCGCGGGUCCCUAGCGCGGGCUGCGCUCCUCCUGGGUGCUAUUUGACAAUUCCUGCCUCUGCCAUUGGUCAGUGUUGGAUCAGAUGGUUGUAUUUCCUUCUGGCCCUCACUGGCACCUCGCCAUCCCCCCUCAGCUAAAACCCAAUCUCAGAUAUACUACUAAUAGGCGCGGCGCUCGGACUAUAAAACACAACAAAUCAUAAACCCGGCGGAGCAGCAGCGGCCGCGCGCGCCUCCCCUCCCAAUGAGUUCCUAUUUCGUGAACUCCACCUUCCCCGUCACUCUGGCCAGCGGGCAGGAGUCCUUCCUGGGCCAGCUCCCGCUCUACUCGUCGGGCUAUGCGGACCCGCUGAGGCACUACCCCGCGCCCUACGGGCCCGGGCCCGGCCAGGACAAGGGCUUUGCAGCUUCCUCCUAUUACCCGCCGGCCGGCAGCGGCUACGGCCGGGCGGCGCCCUGCGACUACGGGCCGGCGCCGGCCUUCUACCGCGAGAAGGAGUCGGCCUGCGCGCUUUCGGGUGCCGACGAGCCGCCCCCGUUCCACCCGGAGCCGCGGAAGUCCGACUGCGCGCAGGACAAGAGCGUGUUCGGUGAGGCGGAGGAGCAGAAGUGCUCCACCCCGGUCUACCCCUGGAUGCAGCGGAUGAAUUCAUGCAACAGUUCCUCCUUUGGGCCCAGUGGCCGGCGAGGCCGCCAGACCUACACGCGCUACCAGACACUGGAGCUGGAGAAGGAGUUUCACUACAAUCGCUACCUGACGCGGCGGCGGCGCAUCGAGAUCGCGCACGCCCUGUGCCUGACGGAAAGGCAGAUCAAGAUCUGGUUCCAGAACCGGCGCAUGAAGUGGAAAAAGGAGAGCAAACUGCUCAGCGCGUCUCAGCUCAGUGCCGAGGAGGAAGAAGAAAAACCAGCUGAAUGAAGGCGCUGGAAGGGGGCGGGGGGACGCGAAGGGAGAGGCCUUUGGGGAGCCAAGGGCAUCGGAGAGCCCCGAGAAGGCUCUGCGGGCGGGGGAGCCUGGGGACCUGCUCUCCAGCGCGCGACAGGCGGGGCCACUGCUCUCCUGGACGCCCCCGCCCGCAGAGCUCUCGCUGGGCGCUGGGAGGCCGCGCUGCCUGAGCCCAGCCAGCACCCCAGCGCCCCCUCCAUCCCCGUGGAACCUCCUGAGCCCAAAGAGGCUCCCCCGUGAGAACUGAGGACCGGACUCACUUGAUGUUUCCUGGAAGCAGAGCAAAAUGCUCUCGUCCGUGUCGCGUCUCAUUUCGUCCAUGUCCCCCGUGCACGGUUCAAUGGUAGAUUCGCAGUCCCCUCAGCGGGGGCCUCGAAGACUCCCUGACCCCAGACCUCUCUCCCAGCCCCUCCCCAAAGCCACUGGAAAGAGCACAUACUACCUAGAAGUAAGAAGAGGAGCCUCAGAAGAAAACAAAGUUCUAUUUUAUUAAUUUUCUAUGUGUUGUGUUUGUAGUCUUGUCUUAGCUCUGGACGUGAAAUACUUC
This is a messenger RNA of Balaenoptera musculus (blue whale), 6336 nucleotides long. It is a transcript of the gene HOXB6, whose product is annotated as homeobox B6. The record is from RefSeq and is a predicted model, not a curated record. NCBI's taxonomy places the organism in Eukaryota, Metazoa, Chordata, Mammalia, Artiodactyla, Balaenopteridae. Gene Ontology annotation, molecular function: DNA-binding transcription factor activity, RNA polymerase II-specific; RNA polymerase II cis-regulatory region sequence-specific DNA binding. Gene Ontology annotation, biological process: anterior/posterior pattern specification; regulation of transcription by RNA polymerase II. The transcript is spliced from 2 exons. Bases 5088 to 5762 code for a protein of 224 amino acids. Gene Ontology annotation, cellular component: nucleus.